Strongyloides ratti is the source of this 2139-nucleotide messenger RNA. RefSeq names its product Homeobox protein homothorax. Gene Ontology annotation, biological process: positive regulation of cell population proliferation; positive regulation of transcription by RNA polymerase II; embryonic pattern specification. Gene Ontology annotation, molecular function: RNA polymerase II cis-regulatory region sequence-specific DNA binding; DNA-binding transcription activator activity, RNA polymerase II-specific. The coding region runs from base 1 to 2139 and encodes 712 amino acids. The transcript has 8 exons. NCBI's taxonomy places the organism in Eukaryota, Metazoa, Nematoda, Chromadorea, Rhabditida, Strongyloididae. The record is from RefSeq and is a predicted model, not a curated record.
AUGACAGUUGAAAAUUUUUUAAAUACUAUACAAAAUUCUAACACAUUCAAUACAUCCCAAUCAACACCAAACGAGUUAAAUUCUCUAGAUUAUUCAGCAUGGUCUCAGGCGAAUUAUUUUAAUUCAUUCUUACUUUCUAAUACAACUCAAUCUCUUAUCUAUCCAUCUUCCCAACAACAAUCUUCUUUUCAUUCAAAUAUCAUUUUCCCAGAAGAAACUGAAUCUUUAGAAACUUCUAAUACAAUUGAUAAAGAUGUAUAUAAAGAAGAAAAUAGCAACCAAACAUCAAUAGAAAAAAAUUGUGAUGUCAAAAAUGUUAUGUCAAAAAAUAAUGAUGACAAAAAUGAUACAAAAAUGUUAUUAGAAACUGGAUGUAUUAAAACAAAAUACAAUGAUUUAUCCAUCAAUCUUGCCGUAGAAAAUUUUAAAACUUCUUCACAAAAUGAUCAGCAAUACUCAGCGGAUGCAGGUUAUCCUCCCUCAAAUAGUGGACCUUCUUCCGAAAUGUAUGGAUCUGGUGUGCCGUCAGUAGAUCCUUCAUCUCAACAAACACAUACAAAUUUUUUUCAAAAUCAAAUGGUCCCACCUUCAUCUGUUGGUUCUGGAAUGCCUUAUGGUAAUACAAAUCAACAACAAGGAAUUAUGAUGCCAAAUACUCCUCUUGAUGAACAAAUGAAACGUGAUAAAGAAGCUAUAUAUGGUCAUCCAUUAUUUCCUCUUCUAACAUGUCUUUUUGAAAAAUGUGAAUUAGCUACAUGUACACCUAGGGAUUGUAUGCGUGAUGGAAGUCAAUCUAAUGAUGUCUGUUCAUCAGCAUCAUUUAAAGAUGAUUUAAUGGAAUUUUCAAAAAUGAUUCAAACUAAAAAACCAUAUUAUCAACCUAAUCCGGAACUUGAUAAUUUGAUGCUUCAAGCUAUACAAGUGUUGCGAUUUCAUUUACUAGAAUUAGAAAAGGUACAUGAAUUAUGUGAUAAUUUUUGUCUUCGUUAUGUUACAUGUUUAAAAGGAAAAAUGCCAAUGGAUAUUGUUGGAGAUGAAAGGUCUUCAUCAACACAGCCUUCAAUUUCACCUGCUACAACACAAGGUUGUUCAAGUCCAGCAAAUAUUCCAACACCAUUAUCACAUCAACCUAUGUCAAAUAAUCCAAGUUAUUAUAAUCCAGGAUCUAAUACUAAUAAUGAUAGCAGUACAACAAAUACUUCACAUGAGGUACCAGCUUCUGGAUCAUCGGGGUUUCAUGAAUUAACUAAUCAACAUGUAAAACAAGAACACCCUUUAGUGAUGGGCGGGACGCCAGCUAAUAUUUCUAUGCAGCAUGCCGGUGGCGCCCCACAGCCUUCAUCUCAAAACGGCAACUCUCCGAAUUCAGGAAUAGUAAAUAAUUCAAAUACACAGUCCGGAAGUAGUACGAUCUCAACAACUCCAUCAACAACGGGAAAUAAUGAUGCACCUAGUGAAACAGGCGACGAUGGUCUUUCUGUUUGUGAUUCAUUAAAUGGUGACGGUCGAGAAUCUGUCUCUAGUGAGGGUAACAGUAAUUCACAGACGAAUGGCUCAAAUGGAAAUGGGAAAAGAAAAGUACCAAAAGUGUUUUCAAAAGAAGCUAUAACUAAAUUUAGAGCUUGGUUAUUCCAAAACUUAACGCAUCCAUACCCUUCUGAGGAACAAAAAAGACAAUUGGCUAAUGAUACAGGACUUACUAUUUUACAAGUAAACAACUGGUUUAUAAAUGCAAGACGUAGAAUAGUACAACCAAUGAUAGAUCAAAAUAAUCGUGCUGGUCGGUCACCUCAUGUUAAUGUUUUUAAAAAUCGUAGAAGAAAAAGUAGUGGACAAUCUCCUGGUCCAUCUCCAGAUCUUAUUUCAAAUCCAUCAUCAAACUAUUCACCUGAAAACGGGCAAAAUCCUCAAUUAAUUCCUCAAAUGGGACUUCAAACGGCAUACAAUACAGCUAAUGGAAUGUUUUCUGCGACUCCAUACACAUCUACAAUGCCUUCUUUCAAUCCUACUUUUACAUCACAAGUAUUUAUGCCUAAUGCUAUGAUGAAUCCAUAUACAAUGCCUCAACAAGCUAUGAGUCAAAAUUUUAUUGAUCCUUUUCAAAUAAAUAAUGGGCAAACUACAAUACAUAGAGAAUAA